GAAACAGACACCAAAAUGGCGCCCAAAGUCGUACUGAUCACUGGCUGCUCAUCUGGAAUCGGCCUAGCCACGGCUGUGUGUCUAGCCAAGGAGAAGCAACACGAAUUCAAGGUGUAUGCAACAAUGAGAAACCUGGGGUCAAUGAGCAGGCUGGAGGUAGCAGCCCGGAACGCCCUGGACAAGACGCUCUUCAUCCGAAAACUCGACGUGACUAAGGAGGAUACCAUCUCGUCUGUGGUGGACGAGAUCUUACGGGAAAAUGGGAGAAUCGACGUUCUGAUAAAUAAUGCCGGGUACAGCGGUGUAGACGGCAAUGACGAGUGGCCUAUUGAGAGGUGUCAGGCCAUGAUGGAUACCAACUACUGGGGCGUGGUGAGAACCACCAGGGCGGUGUUACCAGCGAUGAAGAAACAGAAGUCAGGCCGAAUACUGAAUGUAACUAGCGUCGCCGGAAUAAUUGGUACUCCUUUUUACGCCACAUAUGCCUCCAGCAAAUUCGCCGUGGAAGGGUUCACUGAGUCGAUCGCUCCAGUGUUGCGAGACGCUUACAAUAUCAGGAUGAGCAUUAUCCAGCCGGGUCCAGUCAGAACCGAACUGAUGGUCAAAAUCCGGGCCGAUCCAGAGGGGGACGCCAAGGAUUUCGACAGCGUCACGCGAGAUAUGUACCUGGCACGCAGGAAGCAGCUUCGACCCCUCAUGGACCAGGUGGAGCAGACCGCCGAGGACAUCGCUAAGCUGCACUUGGAGGUGAUACUUAGCGAGAAUCCGCACCUGCGGUACCAGACCAGUGAGGCCACGACUCAGUUUGUUGCUGCUAAACUAAAAGAUCCUACCACUGACGCUCUGCUAAAUGUGCUAAAGCAAUAAAACGCAGAUAAAAACCACCCUACGGAUCCUAGCAAUUCACAACGUCUUUAUUUGAAGUGGUGUUUUGUAAUUUAUUCCUGAUUCCAAUCAGUUUAUGCAUUCCAGUUGUCGAAGAAUAGUUAUAAUUGGUCAUUAAUUAAUCCUUAUUGAUCGGUGAAUAUAGGUACCAUUAUUCUUUAAUUUCAAUUUGCUGUUAAAAAGAGAAAAAAAUUAUACC
Acanthaster planci (crown-of-thorns starfish) is the source of this 1084-nucleotide messenger RNA. Its product is annotated as retinol dehydrogenase 8-like. NCBI's taxonomy places the organism in Eukaryota, Metazoa, Echinodermata, Asteroidea, Valvatida, Acanthasteridae. The record is from RefSeq and is a predicted model, not a curated record. Gene Ontology annotation, molecular function: oxidoreductase activity. Gene Ontology annotation, cellular component: cytosol.